AUGAGUUCUCAAAUUACUGGUACACAAAUUACUCCCGGUCCGUCAAAUAGUUCUGGCAAGAAGCGAAGGCUUGACGAAGAAACUCAAACAGAAGAUGAUCAAAACAAUCCCCCUGCGCACACGGAUUCAGAUGAUGAGGAAAGCUCUGAUGGCGACCUUACACAACAAGAUCUCCUGGAUCGUAAAAGAAAGAGAGCCGCAAAGUUGAAAGUUUCUGCUGAGAUUAGACACCGGGAUGAAGGAAUUGGGAAGAUAGCGGGGGCCCACUUGGUGCCGAAAGCGGCGACACCUCUGGCAAGGGCUAUCCAGGAAUUCACUCGCAUGCUAAUGGGCAUUCCGCGCAAAUCAAGGGGCACUUCAGCUUUGGAAAAUGCUGGAGUUCCAAAACUUCCUGACCCUCCGUCCGACGAGGAGCGCAACGCCUGGCUUAAUCGAAAGCAAGUUCGAGAAACUUAUAUCCGCGAAUCACAGGACAAAGCAAUGGAACAAUACAUUAAAAAGAAAGGCCCUGAUUUCAAACCGAACCGAAAACAAAAGAAGGCAAUUGAAAAGGAUGCAGCAGAAAUGGCAGCUCUCAAAAAACCAAUGCAGCCGGUCAUCUUCAAAUCACGCAUGUUAUCAAAUGCUCGAACAAGAUAUCCUCAUCACUUCAUAUCUCAAUGUGAAGCAACUUUAGCUAUGGCGGGUUUUCCCAGGUGCACCUUUGACUGGGGCGCACCAUACGAUUCUCCUUGGAACUCUGCAACCUGUACAAUCAUCUUAUCUCAUUGGGUCAAAGCCUACGAAGCGAACGGAGCAAAAGAUUUCGGUAUCCUUGUCAAGGAUAAUACCGCUGCAAACCGCGAAGAAGUCUCCGACGCUGGUACUCCAGCGGGUCAGAAGACCCUCGAAGAAAAGAUUGUCAAGACUCAAUCAAUCACAAACAAGAGACUCAACAAAACAAAGAUUUACGAAGCAAGGUUGGCUAAUGCUGCCAGAUUGUUUGGCCAAGACUUGGCCGAGUUUGAAAUGUUGUCUCAUCAUGACAUCCAUUCUGAUGAUGAACUCGUGACAACAAACUCUUGCGGCUCUCGUCAGAAGUUGCGACUCGAAUGGCGGAGUUCCGAGCUGGAUACUCUCAUUAGUCUGCUUGACCAGGCCCAUUGGAAGCGUAAAAGGAUUCCAAAAGAUAUCAGACAUGCGAAACAACUGGUCGAAAGGGGUGUAUACGCCCCCACCCCUGAUAAAGAUCGGUUCCCUCCAAAAGGGUUUCAACUAUCUCUCAUUUCGCCGGGCUGGUAUGACCUCCAAGACGGAUUGACGUUAGAGGAAUUGGAAUUGAAUGAGAAUCACCCUGUCAACAUCAGAAACGCUAUUCAAGAUGUGAUGAGGUCUUUCAGUUCUUGGGAUAGUUUAGCUGCCGAAGAAGCAGCGCAAAGUGAGUCAAGAUCCAUGGUAGGUUGA
This is a messenger RNA of Melampsora larici-populina 98AG31, 1443 nucleotides long. RefSeq lists its product as uncharacterized. The record is from RefSeq and is a predicted model, not a curated record. Bases 1 to 1443 code for a protein of 480 amino acids. The transcript is spliced from 5 exons. Lineage: Eukaryota; Fungi; Basidiomycota; Pucciniomycetes; Pucciniales; Melampsoraceae.